This is a messenger RNA of Ochotona curzoniae (black-lipped pika), 433 nucleotides long. Its product is annotated as apoptosis regulatory protein Siva-like. Lineage: Eukaryota; Metazoa; Chordata; Mammalia; Lagomorpha; Ochotonidae. The transcript has a single exon. Gene Ontology annotation, molecular function: CD27 receptor binding. The record is from RefSeq and is a predicted model, not a curated record. Gene Ontology annotation, biological process: extrinsic apoptotic signaling pathway. The annotation marks the transcript as partial.
CUCUUCCAGGGGGCCCAGGCCUUCAUGGACCGCAUGUGGGGCAACGGCUGCGCCCUUGUGCACCUGCCUGAGCCCCCCAAGCCCGGCCCUGCUGCCAGGGGGCAGAUGGUGAUCGGACCCGAUGGCCGCCUGCUCCGGAGCCAGAUAGAGGUUGACCCAUCCAGGGUGGCCCCAGUGGCCUGCUCGUCGUGUCUACGUGCAGUGGACGGCAAGGCGGCAUGUGGCCAGUGCGAGCGGGCCCUGUGUGAGCAGUGUGUGCGAACCUGCUGGGGCUGCAGUGCUGUGGCCUGCGGCCUGUGUGGCCUCUUGGAGCUUGGCGAUGCAGACGAGAAGGUGCUGUGUGGCAGCUACACCAUGUUCGAGGCCUGAUGGCAGCGUGGGCGGGCUCUGUGUUUAUACUGUCGUGACACCAGCAAAUGAACUUUCUAUUUCU